GGGAUUUCGGAAGAGAGUCGCACAGGGUAUGAAAGUCGCGGUCCAUGCUAGGUGUGCAACAUAGCCUUCAUAUAACAAGUACCUGCUCACAAUGUCGACGGAGUACAAAGAGAUGGUGUGGCAUCUCCUUUAUCGCUCGACGCGUGCAGACGAGAAGCAACAAGAAGGUGGCUCCCCUCGGAAGGAUGUGUCUGCAGGGGAUGACGACAAAUUGGACGGAAAUCAGAUGAAGACCGAGUUCGAGGAGCAAGAGAACAGCAAGCAAGAUCAAAAUGUCGGUGAUGCGAAACAGGAAUCGACGUGUGAGGUUCGGGCAGUGGUACGCGGCCCCAUGGCCAGUGGAUUAACGGAUGAGACAUUGGUGUCGAUAGUGAUCAACGCGGUCAAGAGCGGCCGCACCACGCAAGUCAUCAACCUAGACGAUUUCCCCGGAGACACAACGACCCUGAAAGCGGACGAAGACAAGAACAAUGCAGGGCCUGAGCCUGUCAAAAGCACGAGCACGAAAGGAGUGCCAAAGAAGAUGGCGGCGCCUCACUCGACUUAUACAAAUGCGAACCCUGGCAAGCACCAUCGGCCCAGCUCUGCACGAAGAGCGUGUUGCUUUUGCACCGCGAAGAAGCUAGCUUGUAGCGGAGGUCUCCCCUGUCACCUGUGCGCCACUCGUGGUAUCACCUGCGAGUACGUGGAACGGAAGCGCCGACAACAGCCUCACGUGCCCAAAGUCAUCAAACGGGCCACACCCGGGGAGGAGCCCGUAACCGCCGCUGUUUUUCGGUCUAGGCCCUCCGACCCCUCCUCUCUGUCCCCGUCAGACUCGUCGGCCAUCCCUGCACCCAGGCAAUCUCCCCCACCCUCUUCCCAAUCCGGUGGGCCCCGGCGUGGCGCCAAGAGCACACCGGCACCCGCGACGGCGGCUCCGCUUCCCUCCCCUUGGCCACCCGCGCCGGCCCCCCGAGGUCCCUCGCAACCUAUGCUACCAUCUGCUCCCAUGGCGGAAACAGAACGCGCGUACUGGCAUGCCAUGAACCCGUCCAUGUUUCCCCCCUUUGGGAUGGGCGGGGGAGGGGGGGGAGUCCCCCCCCACCCUAUGCAUUUCGCGGCGGAGCGAGCGCACGGACUUGCCAUGCCGGCGUCCAACUCGGGCACGUUCAGGAUGAGCAUGGCUUCCCCCCCUGGCGCCAACGCCGCCGGUGCCCAUACGGGCCCUCUGGCCAAUACCAGCGGCUACACCCAUACCAACUGGCAGCCCUCGCCCGGCCUUGGCAUGCCUGGGGCCGGCCCUGGAGAUUCCUGGGCCCCUCUCCACCCCGCUUGCAAUGACAUCCGCUUCCCACAAAUGGGGACCAACGGAGCGGGCGCCAUGUGGCAGGUUCCUUACCCCAACUAUCCCCCUGCGCAAUAUUUCCAGGCUGCGCCGCCCCAGGACGAAAUGCCGGUCCCUCGGGAGGUCAGGAUGCAGUCGAUGCCACCAGGUCCGGACAGAUUGGGAGCCCUGGCAGCGGUGUCGGCGGAAAUGGGGGGGAAUGGACAGGCCAAGGGUCCUGUUGGAGGGCAAAGCACCGACGCUGGUGACGUGGAUCGUGGCGCGAAAGGAGAGGAAGGGGAUCGAGUGAAGGAGGGGCAAGGGGCUGGUGAGAAUGGAUCUCGGCGAGUGAGCAUCGAAGGGAACUUGGCCUCAAGCAGAAAACGACCGCUCCACGAGGAAGGGGAGGACAUAGACGAGGGAGGAAGGCACAGGGAAAGUACGCAAUUGUGCGAUGACGGGUCGAAGGGGGUUGGGAAGAUGGGAAGGCGGGACGAGGCGAGCAGGAAAGGCCAUGAAAAGGGUGAGUAGGGUAGGAAAGCGAUACAGACUCGACGGACGCAACAUGGCUGAAGCGGUAAUCGAACAGGUGAGGGGGAAGAAACCAGCAUCGCACCAGCCAACCAGGAGAAGAAGGGAACAGUGCAGGGAUGUACUGCAGCAUGAGCAGAGGCAGCAACCGGUAAUCCUCGCGUCCGAGCUAUCAGGCUGACAUGGUAGGCUUGUCCAGCGACAUUGAUAGGUAUGCGCGUCCUGGCAUCUGUCCUUCAUCACAUCAGAUGUAUACGAGCUUCGGACACAAAUAAAAAGAAAAACCGACUAAAUUUUCG
This is a messenger RNA of Nannochloropsis gaditana CCMP526, 2136 nucleotides long. RefSeq names its product fungal specific transcription factor domain-containing protein. The transcript has 2 exons. Gene Ontology annotation, molecular function: zinc ion binding; DNA-binding transcription factor activity, RNA polymerase II-specific. The record is from RefSeq and is a predicted model, not a curated record. Gene Ontology annotation, biological process: regulation of DNA-templated transcription. Bases 92 to 1837 code for a protein of 581 amino acids.